GACGCUUGAUGCUAGAAGAACAAGGGUAGUAGGGCCGAGAAGCGAAGCAGAGGGUGUGGGUGGAAGAGAUGGGUUACGUCCUGAGAGUUAGAUUGGCUUCCUUCUUUGCCGGAGCAGCGGUUGCAUCGUCUCUAGGGCUUUACCUUCUUCAAAGAGAUUACAAGAUCGCUUAUGACUCCAUUUCGCAAAAGAUGGGAGGGCUGCAUGAUUCUAUGGAGAGUAGAAUUUCGGCACUGGAAAAGCUGAACCAGAAUGAUGGUUCCCAACAUGUUCAAGCAGCAGAGUAGACAUUGGAGACCAAGCCAGGACAGGGACAUAGAAAGAACUUUCUCCUUUGUAUGCUCAUCAAGAUGUUAAAUUUUGCUUGGAUAAUCUGUUUAGUUAGUGUAUGAUCUUUGUUGUUAUCAGAUUUAGGUUUGUACCGAGCUGUUAGCUAGUUGUAAUGAUAUUACCAUGCCCAUAGAAACUUCCCUAAAGUUGAUGAGGGAAGUUUCUUUUCUUUGGUAGUGCGUUUUUACACUAUUGAAGAGUCUUAUUACCAUAAUUUCUUAAGAUUAAGAGACGAUCAAUCAAACUUAAAGUUUAACUA
Cucurbita pepo subsp. pepo (vegetable marrow) is the source of this 589-nucleotide messenger RNA. The record is from RefSeq and is a predicted model, not a curated record. Lineage: Eukaryota; Viridiplantae; Streptophyta; Magnoliopsida; Cucurbitales; Cucurbitaceae.